AAAAAUUUCAAGUACGCCCAAAUUGUAAUGGUUUUGGAGAGAAGUGUGGAUAAACGAACAUUGGCAACAGUACAGCUUGAUUAUUCUAUUAGAAUGAAUGACCCUGGGAGAGAGACACGAGGGCUAAUGGUUAUUAGGCAAACUAAAAAGACGAGAGCUAAACAGCGAAAACAAGCUAUUGCCAAUUGGAAAUCAAUAGGCCGCAAAAUUAUCACAAUGGCCAAAGAACUUGGAUUAGAAGCAACAAGUUAUUUACUUCACAGCCACGAUAGACUAGUCACCGAUGAGACUGUUGGAGGAGGUGGUGGGCAGAACCCUAGAAACUCUUUUGGAAUACGCCCUCCAACCUCGAUAGCUGGUAAUAGUUCUCCAAACAGUUACAGACCUGGUGGAGGGAGGAAGAUAUAUACAAGAGGUGUUGGAGAUGGUGGAGGGGAGGAUGCUGGUGAUCGGGAGGAGAAUAUAAAACUAAACGCUGGAAAUGACAAUACUAACCAUGUCAACUUUCAAUAUUAUCGACUAGAAGAUCGCCAAAUGUCUCCAGCAUUGCGUUCUGUCGUUACCCAUGCAGCAAUAAACAAUGCAAAAUUAAUGCAGAUGAAUAAUCAAAAACAGCUUCAGCUAGCAGGCCAUCGAAAACUUGCAAAUGGAAAUAUACUUCCCGGAGUAGCAGACGCAGCUAGGAGGCUUUUAGUUUCAGCUAAAGGAACAUCAGAAGAGCGAAUAAUUUCAUCGUUUACCGAAAUUCAGUUACCUGUCUAUUCCAAUAUUAAAAACCAACAACACCAACACGUUCAUCUUACCCAACGUAAAUUGGUUCCCUCUGUAGGGAGUAGAGUAAGGGGUGUUGAAAUGUUACCUUCUAACGAUGUUCCAAACAUUCCUGCUUCGGAAAUUAAGACAGAUUUCAACUUCCCUCCACCAUUAUACGAGGAAACUGAAGUAGAUUCCAACAGAAAUACAAUAAUACAAAUGGACGAAGGCAGAAUAGUAACUAAUAGCGAGCCUUCAAGUGAUAACGAAAAUGGAAGACAAAAUCGUUACAAGAAGCGCCUAUCAACCGAAAACAUUUCGUCCCUCUCCAUUAACGAUAAAGUUAAAGCAGCAAAUUUGUUCCGUAAAAAGGACAGUCCACAGGAAGCCGCUGCUAAGGGAAAAAGAAGGACAAUAAAAAUAAAUAAAUCUGCUUCAAUAUCAGCUUCUUCUUCUGCAGCAUCUUCUAAUGAUUCGAGGGUUGUUAACAAAAAAGAAAAAAAUAUAUCGAGUAAGGAUGAUAAGAAAUCUUGAUUAUUUUUCAUAUGUAGUAGAGGGAUUGUUUG
This is a messenger RNA of Meloidogyne enterolobii, 1319 nucleotides long. The record is from the annotation of a GenBank genome assembly. NCBI's taxonomy places the organism in Eukaryota, Metazoa, Nematoda, Chromadorea, Rhabditida, Meloidogynidae.